AUGUGGUUUUCUGCAGCCACGUCACCGGCGGAAUUCACAGUCUCACCUGUCUACGGUUCGGCAACAACUCUCAACGUCAGCCUUGUCACGUCAAAUAUCGGAACACUGAAUGACGAUAACAAACUCCCCGAUAAUGGCUCUCAUCAUAUGCAAGCUCCAAGUCCGCAUUCUUACAUUCUGGACAGUAGUUACCCGUCAUCAGCGAUAGAAGACACCUUUGGCAGUCAAAAUGGCAAGGAAAGGAUGCCUAACAGAGGCAAGCUCAGGCACGCUGGUUUACAGGACGGCUAUUUUAGUCCCAAAACUGCCGUCAAGAGCAUUCAGGCAUUCGCAGUGCAGUUCAAGCGGCCUGUGGAUGAAACCUGGGAGGAAACUGAGAGGGAAUACGAGAAGAGCUGGAUGGUUGUCCGCAAUCUAAUUCCAGGUUAG
Dibothriocephalus latus is the source of this 429-nucleotide messenger RNA. Lineage: Eukaryota; Metazoa; Platyhelminthes; Cestoda; Diphyllobothriidea; Diphyllobothriidae. The record is from the annotation of a GenBank genome assembly.